Messenger RNA from Fopius arisanus, 3154 nucleotides. Its product is annotated as sodium- and chloride-dependent GABA transporter 2. The transcript is spliced from 10 exons. The record is from RefSeq and is a predicted model, not a curated record. Lineage: Eukaryota; Metazoa; Arthropoda; Insecta; Hymenoptera; Braconidae. Gene Ontology annotation, cellular component: plasma membrane. Bases 578 to 2509 code for a protein of 643 amino acids. Gene Ontology annotation, biological process: sodium ion transmembrane transport.
CUUACAUGGGUACUUAUGCUUGCGAAUUAAUUUCACGUCAAUGUAUGAAAUUAUUUGAGUUAAAAAUCACUUGUCAAUUUUCCUGAAGCCCAAAUCCAAUCACGUGGAGUCAGAUGAAGACAAGAGGUAUUCAUCAUCAUAAAAUGCUAGAACGAAAUGUUUUUUCACGUUAAAUCCAUCGAUAGUGAGCGAUAAAAAUUGAAAAAACGUGAUUUUUGGGCGGACGGGUGUCCAUCAGCCUUAAAAAUAAAAAAUAAAAUACACGAUAUAGUCGAGAUAUUUGGAGUACGCAUGUGCGGACCUGCAGGGGUUGCAACCACCAACCCUCCGGUAUUUCCUCUGCGAUUGUAUUGAAUAGCGAGAAACCUUGUGUGGGGUAGGUCGCAGGAGUGUGAACUUCCAAAAUGAAUACGCAGUAUUACCAAAUAUUCGAAAAAAUUAUCAAAGUUUAAACCAGAAAUUUGAAUAAUCAGUUAAAAAUUCCGCAUCAAUUGAAGAAUAAAUUUAUAAUUAUUGUUCAUUCCCCAAAAUUUGUGAUACAUCAUCGCACAUGCGAGACAAGAAAACGUGAAUAAUCAUGACUGAGAAAAUGUAUUAUUGGGGUGAGGAACGCGAACCAGUGGAUCCUGACCAGACGUUCAUAGAGUUCAAGGCAAGGGUAUCAGCCUCUGGGGGUGAAUCAUCCAGGGUACCAUCAAGAAAAAAUAUCACAUCAGGAGUGACUCAAUGCGGUGAUAAUCCUGAUGUUGAAACACACCGUGAGGAUGAUGAUCGCGGUGGUUGGGAUAAUAAACUUGAUUUUUUAUUCUCAUGCAUCAGCGUAUCAGUAGGUUUGGGAAACGUAUGGAGAUUUCCGUACUUGUGCUAUAAAAAUGGGGGAGGUGCAUUUCUUGUGACGUAUGGAAUAGCAAUGCUGUUUUGCGGUAUUCCAAUAUUUUUUCAAGAAGUUGCUAUCGGCCAGUAUUUGGGGGCUGGUGGUAUGACCUUGGUUGGACAACUGUGUCCUCUCCUGCAAGGUGUGGGAUAUGCAACAAUGACGAUUGUUUUUUAUCUGGAUGUCUAUUAUUGUAUCAUAAUCGCGUGGACCCUGUUUUAUCUUAUCAGUACAUUUACGAAAUUACCAGGAUUACCAUGGAGUGAUUGCGGAAAUUCUUGGAAUACUGACAGUUGUCAUACAACAGACGUAAAUAAAUCUCAUCACAGCGAUCUCGUCAACUCGAGUCAUUCGACAUCUCCAGUUGAAGAAUAUUGGGAACGACGAGUUCUUGGCAUAACAUCAGGAAUCGAUCACCUUGGGGGCCUCCAAUGGGAAUUACUCGGUUGCUUGAUACUUGGAUGGCUCUUAAUUUAUUUAAUAAUACGACGUGGCCUCCAUCAGAGUGGUAAGAUCAUAUGGUUUUCAGCGUUAUUUCCGUACGUGGUGCUUUUCAUUCUUUUGGCAAGAGCUGUCACCCUGGAAGGCGCUGGUGAAGGAUUGCUCUAUUACGUAACACCUAGAUGGGAGGAAUUAUUAUCACCUGGACCAUGGAUUGAUGGUGCUACACAAAUAUUCUUCGCUUAUAGCAUUGGCACUGGAGCAUUACCAGCACUUGGAUCGUAUAAUAAAUUUCAUCAUAACUGUUACAAGGAUGCACUUAUCACAUGUGUUGUCAAUACUCUGACCUGUCUGAUUGCUGGUUGCGUGACGUUUUCCAUAUUGGGACACAUUGCGUUGGAACAAAAUACUAAAGUCUCGGAAGUUGUUAAAAGUGGUCCUGGUCUUGUUUUUUUAACUUAUCCCGAAGUUGUCCUUAAAUUACCAGGUGCUCCUCUCUGGGCUGGAAUAUUCUUCAUUAUGCUCAUCAUUCUGGGAAUUGAUAGUGAAUUUUGUAUCGUCGAGUCUUUUAUCACUGGAGUUGUUGAUAAUUGGUCGGACUCUUUGAGACCACAUAGAAAUAAAUUUACAAUAGCCAUUUGCUUGUUAAUGUUCGUCUUGGGUAUUCCUAUGGUCUCUCAUGGUGGUGUUUAUAUUUUCCAAUUGAUGGAUUUCUACUCAGCAAGUGGAAUGUCAAUCCUGUGGGUAUGUUUCUUCCAAACAAUUACGAUAUCCUGGAUUUUUGGAGCCCAGAAAUUCUGCGAUUGUAUACACCAAAUGAUGGGAAUUAAACUUCAUCGAUUUUGGUACAUCUGCUGGGUAUUAUUUGCACCGAUUAUCAUGGCAUCAAUUUUCGUCUUCCAAUGUGUUCAAUACAAACCACUGAAAUACGGAAGUCAAUAUGAAUAUCCCACAUGGGCAGAGAUUAUCGGUUUUUGUCUGAGUUUUUCAUCGAUGAUUUGGAUACCAGCUUAUGCUAUUUACUACCUCGUCGCAACACCAGGAUCAAUAAAAGAGAAUUUCCUCAAGGGGAUCAAGCCAAAUGUCAAGUCACGAACAAAAAUACCAUCGGGUGAAAAAACAGCUGUUAUACCUUUAUCUGAAAGUAGUGCUGGUUUAAUAACUAAAAAUAAUAGUUUUCUCAGUCAAACAUGAUUAUUGUUCAUUAUUAAUUUCCAUAAUUCAACUAUAUUAACUAUAAACAUUGAGGAGAAAUAUAAAAUAUUAUAUAAUUAGAUGAAUUAUAUUUUCCACGAGUAAGUUUUUCAAUGAUUUCGAGAUGAGAGAUUUAAAAAUUUACGAAGGCCUAGGCUGAAUGGACGACAGUAAUUACACCUCAGAAUAGCUGUGAAUGCGAUAAGUAAUAGUUACUUGCUGUAUUUAAAUAGUUAAACCAAAUGAUUGACAGAAUAAUUACAAAUUGACAUAAUUUUGCUUCGAUAAUAUUUUUAACACUUGACCGUAAAAAAUAAUGUAGUGAUAAUAAUGAUCUUGUUGUUUUAAUUUAUCUUUCAAAUGAAUUAUAUUCGAAAACAAAUUGAACAGAGAUAAAUAUACUCUAACAAAAUUCAAAAAGAUAAAUGAACAUUUUUCGUGUGUUGUCGAAAUUUAUUUCAGCUCCGGAAGCAAUCCCACGGUGAGAAAAAAGAUUUUUUAGAAGUGCGUGUUUACUUGUGGUGGAAUAAAGUUUAGCCAAGGGAUUUAGUACUUGUCGAAAAAAUUACGAGUUCUUCGAGAAGAAUUUCUGUAAUUGUAUCAAGAAACUCAUGACUCGAAAAUUGACAAUAAAAUAAAAUCAUA